UUCUCAUCUUCUUCUACGUAUGAAGAGGCACAGAGGAUUCAGAUUGGGGCGGUGCCUCGGCCGAGUGUGGCGCCGCCUCUUCCCCCGCCGGCAUAAACACUACCUCCGCCUUGACCGCGCCGCCGGAUCCUUCUUGCAAUCGAGCCGCCUCUCGCAGACCUCGAAAACUACCUCAAAGUUCCGCCAUUGGGGCCUCCUCCUCACCCGCCGCUUCCGCCGGAAUCAAACCGGCGCGGAGGCCACGCUUCUGGCGGAGGAGCCAGAGGGCGGGCCGACCCCGAAGGGACACCUGGCCGUGUACGUCGGGUGCGAAAGGUACACGGUCCCGGUGAUCUACUUCAACCACCCUCUCUUCGGGGAGCUGCUGCGGGAGGCGGAGGAGGAGUUCGGGUUCCACCACACAGGCGGCAUCACUCUCCCCUGCCCCACCGCGAGGUUCGAAGACGUAAGGAAUCGGAUCGCCGCCGACAGCGACAGAUCCCGCCGUCGGAGCUAGCUUCCCAUGCCAUGCUGAUGCUGGAGUUCCUCUCCUCUUCGACAUCGUACUCAUCUCUCUUGUAACGCAGCUUCAUUAUAAUUUUGGAUGAAUCGACUACAACAAGAAAC
This is a messenger RNA of Zingiber officinale, 606 nucleotides long. Its product is annotated as auxin-responsive protein SAUR24-like. Bases 20 to 496 code for a protein of 158 amino acids. NCBI's taxonomy places the organism in Eukaryota, Viridiplantae, Streptophyta, Magnoliopsida, Zingiberales, Zingiberaceae. The transcript has a single exon. The record is from RefSeq and is a predicted model, not a curated record. Gene Ontology annotation, biological process: response to auxin.